UCAGCGCUGCCUCGAGUCACGUAAUGACGUCGGGGCCUCUCGCUUCACGCUCAGCGCCUCGAGCUGUCAUUAUCUCACCGGGAGAGUAGAAGGACAACCGGGAGACCGGGAGAGAGAGGAGCCGCUGAGACGCGUUACUGCAGAGGAAACAGACCAGUAGACGGUGGACGCUUCCUUCCUCUCUGUUCUGGGACUAACCCCGGUGGAGUGAGUUUUUUUUAUCCCGUCGUCGUUCUGAGGUUGAGGACGUCCGGCCCGUCGGCCUGACCACCACCGCCGUGGUGCGUGUGAUACAUUAAGGACUGCUCAUGCAUCGUUUAAGGACUUGUGCGGCGCGGUUGCGUCCGCUCACCGCCUCGCAGGCGGCUCAGACUGUCGGCCCGCAGCGGCCAAUCACAGUCGCCUCCGCAGGUGGCACAAGGACGUUUCAGCCAAUCCGGUGCUACACGGCACCGGUGGCCUCGGAGCCGUUCCUGAACGGGACGAGCUCCAACUACGUGGAGGAGGUGUACUUCGCCUGGUUGGAGGACCCCAAGAGUGUUCACAAGUCGUGGGACGUGUUCUUCAGGAACGCUAACGCCGGUGCUCCUCCAGGAGCAGCGUACCAGUCUCCUCUGGGUCUGAUAGCAGGUGCUCCUCUCUCCUCUCUGGUGGGAGCUCAGCCCAACGUGGAGAAGCUGGUGGAGGAUCACCUGGCAGUGCAGUCGCUCAUCAGGGCCUACCAGAUCCGAGGGCACCAUGUGGCCCAGUUGGACCCCCUCGGCAUCAUGGACGCCGAUCUGGACUCGCAUGUCCCCACUGACAUUAUCACGUCUUCCGACAAGCUGGACGUGGCUGUGUUCAAGGAGAGGCUGAGAAUCCUAACGGUAGGAGAGUUCGACUUCCUGUCACAGUUUAGUGUCGGCUGCAGACGAGGCGGCUUCUACGGUCUGGAUGAGUCCGACCUGGACAAGGUGUUCCGGCUGCCCACCACCACCUUCAUCGGAGGCUCAGAGACCGCCCUGCCGCUGAAGGAGAUCAUCCGCCGCCUGGAGAUGGCGUACUGUCAGCACAUCGGAGUGGAGUUCAUGUUCAUCAACGACCUGGAGCAGUGUCAGUGGAUCAGACAGAAGUUUGAGACUCCAGGAGUGAUGCAGUUCACUCUGGAGGAGAAGAGGACGCUGCUGGCCCGCAUGGUCCGCUCCACCAGGUUUGAGGAGUUCCUGCAGAAGAAGUGGUCUUCAGAGAAGCGUUUUGGUCUGGAGGGCUGCGAGUCUCUGAUCCCGGCUCUGAAAACCAUCAUCGAUAAAUCCUCUGAGAACGGGGUGGAGAACGUCAUCAUGGGCAUGCCUCACAGGGGGCGUCUGAAUGUUUUGGCCAACGUGAUCCGUAAAGAGCUGGAGCAGAUCUUCUGUCAGUUUGACUCCAAACUGGAAGCAGCUGAUGAGGGCUCUGGAGACGUGAAGUACCAUCUGGGGAUGUACCAUCGUCGUAUCAACCGCGUGACCGACCGGAACAUCACCUUGUCUCUGAUGGCCAACCCGUCUCACCUGGAGGCCGUGGACCCCGUGGUGCAGGGGAAGACCAAGGCCGAGCAGUUCUACUGCGGAGACAACGACGGCAACCGGGUGAUGUCCGUCCUGAUCCACGGAGACGCAGCGUUUGCAGGUCAGGGUAUCGUCUAUGAAACCUUCCACCUGUCUGACCUGCCGUCCUACACCACGCACGGCACCGUGCACGUGGUCGCCAACAACCAGAUCGGCUUCACCACUGACCCCCGUAUGGCUCGCUCCUCGCCGUACCCCACCGACGUGGCCCGCGUGGUCAACGCUCCCAUCUUCCACGUCAACGCCGACGACCCCGAGGCCGUCAUCUACGUCUGCAAGGUGGCCGCUGAGUGGAGGGCCACGUUCCACAAAGACGUGGUGGUCGACCUGGUGUGCUACCGGCGGAUGGGUCACAACGAGAUGGACGAGCCGAUGUUCACUCAGCCUCUGAUGUACAAACAGAUCAAGAAGCAGAAACCGGUUCUGCUGAAAUACGCCGAGAAACUGAUCGCAGAGGGAGCCGUCAGCCGGCAGGAGUACGAGGAGGAGAUCGCCAAGUAUGAUAAGAUCUGUGAGGAGGCGUACGCUCGCUCUAAAGACGAGAAGAUCCUCCACAUCAAGCACUGGCUGGACUCCCCCUGGCCUGGUUUUUUCACUCUGGACGGACAGCCCAAGUCCAUGAGCUGCCCCUCCACCGGUCUGACUGAAGAAAACCUGAACCACAUCGGGGAAGUGGCCUCGUCCGUCCCCGUGGAGGACUUCACCAUCCACGGAGGUCUGAGUCGUAUCCUGAAGAGUCGGGGUGAGAUGGUGCGUAACCGGACGGUGGACUGGGCUCUGGGGGAGUACAUGGCCUUCGGAUCGCUGCUGCAGGAGGGAACCCACAUCAGACUGUCGGGACAGGAUGUGGAGCGAGGAACCUUCAGCCACCGUCAUCACGUCCUCCACGACCAGAACGUGGAUAAGAGGAUCUGCAUCCCCAUGAACCACAUCUCUCCGGACCAGGCGCCGUACACCGUCUGCAACAGCUCGCUGUCCGAGUACGGCUGCCUGGGCUUCGAGUUGGGUUUUGCGAUGGCGAGUCCCAACGCUCUGAUCCUGUGGGAGGCCCAGUUCGGAGACUUCCACAACACGGCCCAGUGCAUCAUCGACCAGUUCAUCUGUCCCGGUCAGGCCAAGUGGGUCCGACAGAACGGCAUCGUGCUGCUGCUGCCGCACGGCAUGGAGGGCAUGGGUCCAGAACAUUCUUCAGCUCGUCCAGAGAGAUUCCUCCAGAUGUGCAACGACGACCCCGACGUCAUGCCGGCCCUGACGGAUGACUUUGCGGUGCGUCAGCUGUACGACUGUAACUGGAUCGUUGUGAACUGUUCGAAUCCUGGAAACUUUUUCCACGUCCUCAGACGGCAGAUCCAUCUCCCGUACAGGAAGCCGCUGAUCGUCUUCACUCCCAAAUCUCUGCUGCGUCACCCAGAGGCCCGGUCCAGCUUUGACGAGAUGCUGCCUGGAACUCACUUCCAGAGGCUGAUCCCAGAGCGAGGCUUGGCGGCGGAGCGUCCGGAGGAGGUGAAGCGUCUGAUCUUCUGCACCGGGAAGGUUUACUACGAGCUGACCAAAGAGAGGAAGAGCAGAGGCAUGGAGGACACGGUGGCCAUCGCACGCAUAGAGCAGCUCUCUCCGUUCCCGUUCGACCAGGUGGCGUCCGAAUCGGAGCGUUUCUCCAACGCCGACCUGGUCUGGUGUCAGGAGGAGCACAAGAACCAGGGUUACUACGACUAUGUGAAGCCUCGCAUCAGGACCACCAUCCAGAGAGCCAAGCCAGUCUGGUACGCUGGCAGAGGCCCGGCAGCGGCUCCGGCGACAGGAAACAAGAAAGCUCAUCUGAUGGAGCUGCAGCGCUUCCUGGACAACGCCUUCGGCCUGGACGCGUUCAAAGACCAGCAGUAGACCUCUGACCCCCGACCCCUGACCUGGAAUACACCCUCACCUGUCUGACCUUUGACCCCCCCACUGACCCUCCUGGAUUCAGUUGUGACACUCAAACUGCAUCAACACACACACACACACAGUAAUACUGCAUACUAGUAGACAAAUACUACAUCUGUGUACUACUAUAAAUACUGCACAGUCUCAUCAACAGUCCACCAGUAGCAGUACUACAUACAGCUGAUCACUGUGUACUAACUAGUACUUUAGUGUACCGUUACCGCUCAAACAUUAAAGAUUAAAUCUGAUCAAA
This is a messenger RNA of Sebastes umbrosus (honeycomb rockfish), 3762 nucleotides long. Its product is annotated as 2-oxoglutarate dehydrogenase, mitochondrial-like. Gene Ontology annotation, biological process: tricarboxylic acid cycle. Gene Ontology annotation, molecular function: thiamine pyrophosphate binding; oxoglutarate dehydrogenase (succinyl-transferring) activity. Gene Ontology annotation, cellular component: mitochondrion; oxoglutarate dehydrogenase complex. NCBI's taxonomy places the organism in Eukaryota, Metazoa, Chordata, Actinopteri, Perciformes, Sebastidae. The record is from RefSeq and is a predicted model, not a curated record.